Molecule: messenger RNA, 1534 nt
Organism: Monopterus albus (swamp eel)
Lineage: Eukaryota; Metazoa; Chordata; Actinopteri; Synbranchiformes; Synbranchidae
Gene: tmem128
Product: transmembrane protein 128
Exons: 4
Coding region: 118-612 (164 amino acids)
Source: RefSeq, a predicted model, not a curated record
AAAAAGCGACUAACAGGAAGUGCUACAUAAUCACUAGCAAAGCUCCCUAGUUAGAUUUGGGAGCUAGGUUAAAGAUAAGUUAGCUUUUGGAGCGAAGUUGAGGAUAGUAUCGAUAUAAUGCUCAACGACAGAGAGCUGGCGACGUUGCGGAAUAGAUUUAAGAGAGAUGCGGAGUUUCUUAUGCAAGCAACCACACCGGGUGAUGAAGAUGAAAAGAGUCAGGAGGAAAAAGAUGCCAAACCACUCCCUCGCAUUAACAGACACACCAUUUUCUGGAUUGUGGCGUCUGUAGGUGUGACCUAUUAUGUGGAUUUCCUCUACAACAUCAUGGAGAAUAAUGAUAUCAAAAGUUGGUGGUUCAAUGUGGGUCUGGUGCUCCUAGGGAUUUGCCUGUCUCUGGCCAUGUUUUGCAUUGUGUACCUGGAGUGGUUCAAAGGCAUCCAGCACUAUGACCAAAAGUACCCUGCGAUUCCUCCCAUCACCACUGCAGCCUUCAUUGCUGCAUCAUGCAGCUUUAACGUAGCACUGUGGCCAGUGUGGUCCUUCUUCACUCCACUCAUCCUCUUCACACAGUUUAUGGGUGUAGUCAUGUUCAUCUCUCUGCUUGGAUGAAUGUGACAGGUGAGGAUGUACUUUAAAUUGAACUGUGCUGUGAUGUUAUACAAGAUGUGCUUUCAUUGAAUGAACAACAUGUCUUUAAAUUGCUGACCAUAUUGUAUAUAUGACAUGAAAUUAAACAAGUUUAUUUAAUAUCAUCUUCUUUUUUGUUUUGAAGCUUCAGAAUUGCAUCUUGUUAAAUACAAUGUAGAGUUCAGUUUUUCUCUGUUUCAUACACAACCCAUUUCUCACUUCAUACGGUAAAUACACCUUGAAAAAUACUCAUAGAAACUCCUGCCUUAUCUUUUCAAAAACUUGCCAUAAUCUUAUACUGCUAUCAAUCAAUCCACACACAUUAUUUUUUGGAAACAAUUUUAUCAGCUCUAAACACAAUGCUCAUCAUUUAAAAUGCAACUGUCAUUCUGUGUAAGGGAAGUGUUUGGUAGAUAAACAUUCAAAGUCUGCAGUAUUGGCCUUGUGAAACUUUAUUCAUAGUAAACUCUGUUCUUACAUACAUAUACAUUCAGCUUGCACCCAUACAGCUGUUGUCAUCCUGCACUCAUGGUUUUGGCUGGUGCAUGUUGGCAUCAUCGCAUCAUUGUGGUGUUGGUGUCCUGAGAGCUGAGCAGUUUCACUUUGAGUUUUCAUUGUGGUGCUUUCUUCAAAGAAAAAUUGUAAUUAAUGAUUGCAACUAAGAAAUCCAAUGCAUUGUGUUUAGUGUUUGGCCAAGAGUGCAUAAGAGUUCUGAAGUAAUGAAUACUUUGAGUGUAGGCCUUUCUCACAGCAGACAUUUUGACUUGUAAUGGUAGGAAAACAAUGGAUCUGUUCUGUUCCCAGGAAGCCAUGAUAGAUUGGCGGGGUUUAAGAGUUAGAUUUAAGUUCAAACAAUGUUAAUAAAUGUUAUUUUUAUUAAAGUGGUUGGUGGUGAACUUCUGCA